UCCAAAAAGAACCACCAAAGCUUCCUGUUUUCAAUUAUUUCAAAAAAAAUGGCAGCAAGAGAAACGUAUAAUGCGACGGCGAGGACACAUUCGGAAGUGGACAAUCUUCACCCAUCGCCUUGGCAGUCGCCGGUACCGUACUUAUUCGGCGGGUUGGCCGCCAUGCUGGGUCUCAUAGCCUUUGCUCUUCUCAUCCUCGCGUGUUCUUAUUGGAAGCUGUCGGGUUAUUUGGAGGACGACGGGUCAUCGGAGCAAGCCGAGGGAGACUUGGAAGCCAGGGAAGGUAAAGGCGGAGAUGACGGUGCUCGGCUCAGGCCGGUUAUGGAACCCAAGGUUCUUGUUAUAAUGGCGGGACAAGUGAAGCCGACCUUCUUGGCCACCCCCAUUGGCUCUUCUACCCGGUCCUUCUCCUUUGGUGACAACGGUGAAAGGAGAUGCUGCUGCAGUGAUGAUAAGGGAAUGAACAGGUCGGUGACGCCGGUGGCGGCAGUGAUCGUCGUGAGAGUACGGAGGCGCAACGAUCGUCGUCAAGGCAGGACCUUUGAUGAUGAUUGAGUUUUGUUUUUUUAUUAAAACGGAAAAAGGUGAUGGGGGUUGUAUAUCAGCUUUUGGGCUUGCAAUUGCAUGCUCUAUCGAUGUUAGCUUUAGUUUUUUUUUUAAGUAUAACCAUAAUUUUGAUCUAUUAA
Molecule: messenger RNA, 686 nt
Organism: Hibiscus syriacus
Lineage: Eukaryota; Viridiplantae; Streptophyta; Magnoliopsida; Malvales; Malvaceae
Product: protein GLUTAMINE DUMPER 2-like
Exons: 1
Coding region: 49-555 (168 amino acids)
Biological process (GO): regulation of amino acid export
Source: RefSeq, a predicted model, not a curated record